AUGGAUACAUUAAUUAGAUCACUUCAAAAUGAUUUUAAAAGUCAAGGAUUUCAUUUGGUUGAACCUUUUAAAGUAAGCGAUUAUAAUAAUAUAUGUAAAUUUAAAGUAGAGAAUUAUGGAAUUCCAGAUGCAUUGGGAUUGAUUAUUGGAUGUAACAAAUAUUUUUGGGAUCAUUUUGUGACGUUUGUCACAGACUAUUAUACAAAGUUUGGUGAUUUGCCAAAAGAUCCAAUGAACCUUUUCUGUCAGGAAACAAUCGAACGUGUCGUUGGAGCGAAUAAAGAGGUUGCAUUGUCAAAGCUAAAGUAUGAUAUUCGAUACGAUUGGAAUUCAGUGGCCAGUGGAAGAUACGUUCACAUCCAAACAGCCGGUCAUUUUGCUGGUAUUGCACAUUAUGACCGUGAUGUCAUGUGGAGUGUACAUCCUACCUAUGGUCUAUGGUUUGUGUUUCGUGCCAUCGUUGUUUUCAACACCGAGUAUGAUGACAAGGCUUGGCCACGAAACCCAGCCUCUAUCCCAUUGUUGGAUCCAGAGACCAAAGGUGAGAUGAAGAAAUGGACAGACGUAGCCAUCGACGAAGGUUGGAGUAACAUUGAAACAAGACUAAAGAUUCGUGACUGUUGCACAGUCGGCAAGGAGGAGUGGAAAUACCAAGGUGACACAUUUGAUUAUUUCUAUCCUCUAAAACGUACCUCUAGAAAGGUUAUUCAAGAUAUCAUCGAUCGUAGUAAUAUCACUGCUGUCAACAACAAAGAUGAUGAAUCGGAUUCAAACAAAAGUAUUGUUGGUCCAUCACAAUGUUGUAAUGGAAAUAUUUCAAAUAUUAUUAAUAAUAAUAAUAAUAUUAAUAGUAUUACAGGUAAUGGUGGUAGCAGUAGCAGUAGCAGUAAUAGUAAUUAA
Messenger RNA from Cavenderia fasciculata, 900 nucleotides. RefSeq lists its product as uncharacterized. Gene Ontology annotation, cellular component: cytoplasm. The record is from RefSeq and is a predicted model, not a curated record. NCBI's taxonomy places the organism in Eukaryota, Evosea, Eumycetozoa, Acytosteliales, Cavenderiaceae. Gene Ontology annotation, biological process: cobalamin metabolic process. The coding region runs from base 1 to 900 and encodes 299 amino acids. Gene Ontology annotation, molecular function: demethylase activity; cyanocobalamin reductase (cyanide-eliminating) (NADP+) activity; FAD binding. The transcript is spliced from 2 exons.